CUGUGGCUGUACGUCCAAGUGACGUUCUGGUGCUGGCAAGUUAAUUUAUACUCAUUCCUAAAAGCCAUACAAAGAUGAUGGUGAGGUAUCACCUUUUAAACUUUCCAGGAACUCUCAGAGUUACUGAGUUUGGAACUGGAGGAUUUAGACCUAGUCAAGAUGAAGAACUGAUGAUAUGCUUUCAGAUCUACUGAUGUCCUACAGGACCAAUGUGUUUCAGGAAAUUGCAUUAGUUUCUGAUUGUUAUUGUUAGUUUGUCGACUUCCACAAACAUGUGGGAAAGAACGGAGUUCACAGAAAUCACCUUGGAAGACCCCAGGAGAGAGGACAGUAAGACUGAUUUCAUUAACCCAGCCUACCAGCCCGACUGUGGAAAUGAAGACCAGGGGGAUCACGGAACUGGAAAGUGCCUGAAAACUAACCUGCAGAAUGGAUCGGUACAUGGUUCCUGGGAAACACUCGUUGGAAGAGCUGGUGUGUGCCCAGGUCCGAUGUGGCUCUUAGUUACAGUUUUGGCUGUAAUUCUGACCGUGACUAUUGGAGGGAGUUUGAUCAUCUUCACUGUCCAACUGGUUAUUCAGAAGUCAACAACCAAUCACUCUGGGGAACUGACUGAUGUGCCCAAUCAUAUUAACAAGACUUCAACCAGUCUCUUUACAGCUUCUGCCACUGCUUCCAGCUCUGAGAACACAGCCCAGCUUACUCCUGGUGCUUCAGCAUUCCAGACCUCAGUGUCAUCACCACUGUGUGGUGGGAUCCUUCGAAACACCGAGGGCUCAUUUUCCACCCCUCGCUACCCAGCACAGUACCCUGCAAACUUGAUGUGCGUUUGGUGGAUCUUGGUGGAACCAGGGUACGUGAUCCAGUUUAAAGUUGACUCCUUAAACAUUGAGGGACGGUCACCUUGUCAUUUUGACCGGCUGGAUCUGCAUGAAGAAGAGGAAAAUGGAUUUUACAUGCACCAGAUAGCAAGGUUAUGUGGGAAUGUGGCGCCUCCUACUGUCAAUACCAACACCAGCAGGCUCAAAGUUUCUUUUGUGUCGGACUCGAGCGUUGGGGGAAGGGGCUUUAUUGCACGAUACUGGAUGAUUGCACCAAGUGAUAAAAGCUGUGCCUGGGAUGAAUUUCUGUGUGAUGGGGGCCGGUGUCUUUUCGCCAGCUCUAACUGCAAUAAUUUUUACGAUUGUUUGGACAAGAGCGAUGAGGUGAAUUGUGCUCAGUAUCAUGAUUGUGGAGGGGUUCUGACCACUCUGGAAGGAUCUCUCGUCACUCCCAAACACCCUGAGCAGUAUCCACACAGGCUGAUGUGUGUAUGGCACAUCUCAGUUCCUCGGAGUCAUGUGGUCCAGCUGCUGUUUCACAACUUCAGCCUGGAGGCUGCUGCCGACUGUCGAUACAACUUUGUGGAGGUGCAUGACCAAGCCAGCAGUAGUCCCAGCACACUAAUGGGCAGAUACUGUGGGGACUCCCCCCCUCCAACCCUGACAUCCCCCCAACAUGAGAUGUUGGUUCUGUUUGUGGCUGAUGAUGCAGACUCAGAUGUGGGGUUCUUUGCCACCUACAAGGCUGUCAACAGAAGUGAGGUGACAUGUAGUCCCCAUGAGUUCAGCUGUAUAAACGGGCAGUGUGAAGCAAUGCAGUGGGUGUGUGAUGGCUGGAGUGACUGCUCAGAUGGGAGUGAUGAAAUGAACUGCACUGACGUCACACAUCUUCCUUACGAACCUGCCUGUGAGAAGAUUGAGGUGGAGAUGUGCCACGGACUGAGUUAUAAUGAAACUUCAUUCCCCAAUAUCUGGCUUGGAAUUCCAGAUCAGAGAAGUGCUAUUUCUACCCUGAAGGACUACAAGCUCCUGAUGGGCUUGGUUUGCUAUGAGAAACUUCGCCUGCUGACUUGCAGCAUCUUUGUGCCCAAAUGCACAUGGGACGGUGGUGUCGUACCACCUUGCCAGUCUCUCUGCCUAUCUGCUGAAAAACAGUGUCAGCAUUCACUGGAGUCUUUGGGCAUAAUAUGGCCUUUUAACUGCAACCUUUUUCCGGAUUCUGAUGACCCCAUUGAAUGUAUGAGACCUUAGAUGAAAAAUGUUACAUCCCAAUCCAAUCCAGAUCUACAUCCACCUUGGCUCCAGGAAUACAAAUUAUUUUAAUUGCAACUCAAUAACAUCAGCAGCAGGGAAACCAUAUGAACAAGUUUCAUUAAAUGCUAACUAUGCAUUUCUUUGUUAAUGAACUUGUACACCAGGUGAAGUUCUAUUGCUUCUUUGCCAAGACAAAAACUGUCUUGAUGGCCUGAGUGGAUAUUGGUGGGUGAGAGGCUAGAUCAUCACCUACUGUAAAAUAGGAAUACAUGUGAUGGAACACUAACUUUUGUUUUGAGGCAGCGCAAACUACAGGAAAAGUUUUCAGAAAGCUAUUUAUAAUCCAAAACAAGAACAUAUUUUGCAGUUAUGAAAACUCCCCGAGAUGGAAAUUCUAACUUGUGUAAAAACUCGUGCAAAUGUAGGCUUACCAGGUGGUCCAUUGUCGAAUUGUGCUAGGCUCCCAGCCUGUGAUGUCCUAGCAUGUACAAAGUCCUUUAGUCCGUGAUCUCCUAUCAUUGAAUUCCAUAAAGGUCACAGGAGAAACAUUGAUGGUUGUGGUGUGAGGGGUAAAUAUGACUGUUGAGAAAAUAAGAUAACAGUUGAUUGAUACCUCAAAGAUGUAAACAGAAUCAGUUUGUAAUUAUCCUGUUUGGAUGGGUGCUGUCUGUUUUCAGUCCCUGUAUAAACUGUUUACAUUCCCCAAAUCAUCUGACAGUCAUAGAAGAGCACAGCACAGAAACAGGCCCUUCAGCCCAUCUAGUCUGUACUGAUCCAUUUAAACUGCCUACUCCCAUCGACCGGGACCAUAGCCCUUCAAAGUCCUACCAUCUAUGUACCUAUGCAAACUUCUCUUAAACAUCUAUUCCAAUUUGGGGGUGGGGGGGGGGGCACGGUUGAAUCUUACCAACUCUGUGCACACGCCUCCUUGGCCAAAUGAUGUCCUCUAUAAUUUAUAUGAUUUCAGCUUGCAUGGAGUGCCAAACUGGCAUAAUAGUCUCCCAAAAGGUGCCUCAGAUUCACCAGAUGAAUUCACAACCUAGUCCAGUACCAAGCUGCACAGACCAGGGAGGUCAUGGGUUUGAUGCAAAGCCUGCAUGGAGUCAGCUCGUAUAUGAGGAAUGAUAACUGGUCUUUAGUUAUGUAAGAAGUCAGUAUCAUUAGGAAGAAAUAGAAGAAAAUUGUGGAAAACAGUGAAGUAAAAGACAGAUUGACAAAACCUAUUUUUAACACCUUAUAAUAUUCAGUGCAAAUGAGCUGUAUCACAUAAUCGCAUAUAAUUUCACCAAAUCAUGUAACUGAUUCAAUUUAACUACAUAAUGGUUAUUUUAGUGGAGUUCAGUUACUGUCCACUUUUACUUACGGCUGUAUUUAUAAUUUUGAUGUCCUUUGUACUGUCAAAUAAGAUAAUUUAGAAAGUACUUGCAUUUAUAUGAAAAUCUGCAGAUGAUGCAAUUCUGAAACAAUAAAUAGUGUUUUCAAUCUGACUUUGC
Molecule: messenger RNA, 3568 nt
Organism: Mobula hypostoma (lesser devil ray)
Lineage: Eukaryota; Metazoa; Chordata; Chondrichthyes; Myliobatiformes; Myliobatidae
Gene: mfrp
Product: membrane frizzled-related protein
Exons: 14
Coding region: 273-2072 (599 amino acids)
Molecular function (GO): protein binding
Source: RefSeq, a predicted model, not a curated record